AUGCAGCAGUGUCGACAGGAUGACCGCAUUUUACAUUUCAAAUUUGGUGCUGAGGUGGGGUCUGUUACGAUUCCAGACAGCGUUCUGCAGGCGAUCGAAGGCAGAGCUAACUUUGGAGAUCCGGCGGACUACAUCAUCGUCGGUUUUGGUGCUGCGAGAAAGGCUGCUGCCCAGGUAAAUAAAUAUGUCCACGGCUUGCAUUUGGGCGCCGUUCACGUUGACGUGGGGUGCAUUGUAGGCAGCGAUGGGUCGCGGCUUGUGCUUAACCGCCGUUUCCCCGUGUCCAUUAGUCGGUCGAAGUUGUCGCUGACGGCGGCGAAAAGGCCCAUGCUCCUUUGCACGUCCCCUUCUGUGAUUGUAUCGAGAACGCAGUUGUCGGCGAAGAGAAGCUCAUGAACGGCAGUUGCGGAUAUACUCGACUGGAAGUCCAUCUGACGGUGAUUGAGGAGUUGGCCGCCCGUCCUAUAUGUAAAGCGCAUCUCGGGGUGUUCUUCAACGUAAGCGUCCAUUACCAUGGCAGAAAACGUGAUACUGGAGGGGGUGGACGUCAGGAAGUAGUCCUGCUUCACUCCGUCGGUCACUACGAAUGCCUCUGAGACGGUUCUAUUGUCAAUGACGCGCGCCAUCAUGCGAUCGUGGAGCUGACGUACUGUGGUGGCCUUUUGUCCUAUUUUCGUUUAUGCACUGCCUUUCAUAGUUAUUUUAACUUUCUAAGCAUUUCCUAGACUGGCGUUUAUCCACUUUUGUUUAAGUCGGUGUUUAUGCGACGGUUAGGCGCACACUCCAACUAGGGUUAGUUUUGGCCCGACAAAUUGACUUUUAACCCACUGCUUUUGUUCUUCUCUGGGCGGCGUUGACAGUAAAGUCUGUUUUGGCGCGGCCGUUUUGCUUGGCUUUCCUCAAAGUAAUCUUAGCGUGGGAUCGAAUUAUCGAUUAUCCUUCCCGCUAGAGUGGUGAGCCUGACCAAAGUACAAUCUGGGUGAAGCCCUCGGGACAGCCGAAUCUCUGCAUGAUUUUACACAGUCUCCUGAUUCACCCUGUCGAAGGCCUUCGCCAAAUCCACGAAGGUAAAGUAGAGGUGGAUCAACGUUUCCUGGCAUCUCUCCUGCAGUUGGCGGGCGGGAUUGAGGCGAUUGAGGAGAACGUGAGUAAAGAUCUUGCCGGCCACGCUGAGCAGUGAGAUUCCCCUGUGGUUUUCGCAGAGUUGGCGUUCCCUCUCCGCCUGCAGAGAUGGCCGAUUCCAGCGUCCUUGAUGUCCCAGGGGACUUGUCCCUAGCGUUACAUCUCCCGAAAGAGCGCUGUGAGGUGAUUUAUAAGUAGGGGGUCGCCGUGCUUGUAAAUCUAAGCAAGAAUCACAUUUGAUCCGGGCGCCUUCCCACUGGAGUGUUGCGGCACGGUCCUGGUGGAUUCGUAGAGAGAGGGCGGAAGGUCGAGGUUGGCGUUGGUCCGCAACUGAGGCGGACGGACAAUGGCGGAGUCGGAGAUGGAGGAGGGGUGGUUGGGGACGCCUCUGAAGUGUUCGGCUCAUCCCUUCAGGACUUACGUCUUCUAAGUGAGUAGGGUGAUCAUUUCGGCCCUGAAAAGAGGAACGGUUCCUUCGGCUGCGGGACCGUAGACAGCCUUGAUGGCAGCGAAGAAGUUCCUCCAUUCAUUGCAGUCGGCAUAUCCCUGCAUUUCCUCGACCUUACAAGCCAUCCCAACGUCCUUCAUUUUUCGUAGUCGUUGACGUGCUAGGCGGCGGCAUUAAUAGGAGACCGCUUCGUUUGUAUCGGCCGGACGGUCGAGGUAGGCUCUGUGCGGCCUGACGUUUUCGGCGAACAGGUUGCCGAUGGCGGCGUCGUUGUCGUCGAAUCAGUCCGGAUGUCUGCAACGUGCGCGGCCGAGGACUACCAGAGCAGUUAACUGAAUUGUGUCUUUCUGUUGGCCCCAUCAGUUCUCCAGAAAAGCGUCGUCGCCGCCGCCGGCUGCAAGGUUGGCUAGCCGCUGGACCAGCUCUUUGUUUGAGGUCUCUACCACCACCACCACCACCACCACCACCACCACCACCACCACCAGUGAGGACACUCCCAACGCCCUGUCAACCGCUACUCUCACAAUCACCGUCUCACCUCCAUCGAUGUGGACUCCAUCCAUAUCUGUCCUCAUUGCGAUUGCAACUUUACCCCACCUCAUCUUUCUGCUCGGUAACUUGUGA
Spirometra erinaceieuropaei is the source of this 2194-nucleotide messenger RNA. Lineage: Eukaryota; Metazoa; Platyhelminthes; Cestoda; Diphyllobothriidea; Diphyllobothriidae. The record is from the annotation of a GenBank genome assembly.